GGGAAACUUCACGACCCGCAACUGAUGGGAAUCAUCCCUCGGAUUGCGCAAGACAUCUUCGAUCACAUCUACUCCAUGGACGAGAACCUGGAGUUCCACAUCAAGGUCUCUUAUUUUGAAAUCUACUUGGAUAAGAUCAGAGACCUGUUGGAUGUGUCAAAGACAAACCUCGCUGUGCACGAAGACAAAAACAGGGUUCCAUAUGUAAAGGGUUGUACUGAACGUUUUGUGUCCAGUCCUGAGGAGGUGAUGGACGUCAUUGAUGAAGGCAAAUCCAAUCGGCACGUGGCGGUCACCAGUAUGUUCCCUUAAAUCUUCAUGAUGACUGUUUCUUAACUUUUCUUCAUAAUUAAGGCUUCAUUUCUGUCUAUAACUGUUUUGUAGCAACAAAAACCUGCAAGUAUAGAUAAAUAGAAACUACAGCUAGACCAGGUUUUCUUAACUUUGGUGAUGAGGUGUGUUCUGUGCGUUUAGAAUUAUAUCUAAAUAUCUAAAUGUUGCACAAAAUAUAUUUUUGUCAUUGUAAACAAAAUAUCUACUAGGGAUGUUUGAUAUCUCCUUUUUUCUGUUACUUAUAUCUGAUAUACUGAUAUAGUCUAACUCAGGGCUGGACAAUCCUGGUCUUCGAUGGCCCCUAUCCAUCAUGUUUCAGUUGUUUCUUUGCUCCAAAACUCCUGAUUUUAAUCAGCAGGUGAUUGACAGCCUCCUGUAGAGCUCGAUUAGCAGGUGAU
Nothobranchius furzeri (turquoise killifish) is the source of this 731-nucleotide messenger RNA. Lineage: Eukaryota; Metazoa; Chordata; Actinopteri; Cyprinodontiformes; Nothobranchiidae. The record is from RefSeq and is a predicted model, not a curated record.